GCGCCGCUCCGAUGAUGGCAAUUUAUAAUAUUAAAUAAACGCUCGACCGGUUUAAAAACGGCGCCCUCGUACGAUUCGCACACCACAAAACCGAUCGCACUGUGCCGCUAACCAUAUACGCAUUAUCGAUCGCAACAGGAAAAUACAAUUGUACUUACCUCGCCGACUAUUGUGAUUUUCUUUUUAAUUUCUCGCCGGAAAUCGCCAUCGUGAGCCCACGUAAUAUAUAUGGGACGUACUACUGCAGCUAUGAUGCGCACCGGAAUGCCUUUGGUAUCGAGCGCUGCUGCGGUGAUGAUGUUCGCAUUGGCUGUGUGGCCGGGGCCCGUCCCCGCGGGAUGCGCGAGGAUAUUGGCCGUGGAGACUGUGGGCGGCAGGAGCCACUGGAACUUCAUGAGUGGCAUUAUCAGAGCACUGGUGGACAACGGGCACACGGUCACCGCGUUCACGCCGUUCUUGGACGGUGACCGGGACAAUUACACGGAGGUGGACAUAUCCAGAGGGUUUCCGGUGGGCCUGAACCUGGACCUGGUCGGGCUCUUGAACCACUUCCGCAACCCUUUCUGGACGUAUGGCGCUUUCGUGGAAAUGGGUCGGUCGCAGUGCGACGUGAUAUACGGCAGCGACGAGAUGAGAAAACUGCUGCAGGACCGACCACAGUCGUCGGCCGCGGGCUUCGACGCCGUGCUCAUCGAAUCGUUUUGGUCCGAGUGCAUGUCUUACGCGGCCGCUCGGCUCGGUUUGCCGCUCAUAUACGUCACGCCGCAGCCGAUGAUCGCGUUCAUGGAGCACGCCAUCACCGGUCACGUGUCCAACCCCGCCGCCGUAUCCAACCUGAUGACCGUUCACGCCGUCCCCGAGACGUUCAUGGAAAGGCUGAGCAACGUAGCGUUACUCGUCUGCGGUUCGGCCUUGCAACGGUACAAGGAGCUCGUGCUCAAGUACACCGAACCGCCCAAAGAGUACGAUCUACUCGAUCCAGUGCCACCGUCUUUGGUGUUCGUCAACAGGCAUUUCAUAAGCGAUGCCCCGAGUCCGGUGCCCAGGAACGUCGUUGACGUGGGCGGUAUACAUCUGAAAGAGGCCAAGAGUUUGCAAAAAGAUGUAUUAGAAUUCAUCGAACAAUCGCCUCAUGGAGUAAUUUAUUUCAGUUUUGGUUCAACAGUAAAAAUGUCUACAAUACCGGAAAGCGUAAAAAAAGCGUUGACAAAGGCGCUCGCACGCGUCCCACAAAGAGUGUUGCUAAAAUACGAAGAUAAAAUGGAAGACAAACCAAAAAAUAUGAUGACGAAACAAUGGCUUCCCCAACGCGAUAUACUUUUGCACCCCAAUGUGAAACUGUUCAUCAGUCACGGAGGUAUUUCUGGGCUAUACGAAGCCGUGGACGCCGGUGUCCCAGUCCUAGGAUUUCCUUUGGUCGGCGACCAACCGAGAAAUAUUGACAACCUGGUGAACGCCGGCAUGGCUAUUUCAAUGGACCUACUGUCCGUCACCGAAGACUCGUUCUUAAACAACGUAAUAGAACUCCUCAACAACAAAAAAUACUCAGAGAGCGCUAAAAACGCUAUGAAAAUAUUCAAAGAUCGACCCAUGUCGCCGGAAUCGUUGGUUGUUUACUGGACAGAGUACGUCCUACGCCACCGUGGAGCUCCGCACUUGCAGUCUCGCGCCUUAAAUCUGCCGUGGUAUCAAUAUUACCUGUUGGACGUGAUAGGUUUCGCGAUUUCUUUCAUAUCCCUCAUCGUUUUCGUAAUCUACAAUAUUUUUAAAUAUUAUGCUGUAUAUACAAAACUUUUAGAUCGCUCGCGAAACGUCAAAGCACAUAGUGAAUAA
Molecule: messenger RNA, 1833 nt
Organism: Metopolophium dirhodum (rose-grain aphid)
Lineage: Eukaryota; Metazoa; Arthropoda; Insecta; Hemiptera; Aphididae
Product: UDP-glucosyltransferase 2-like
Molecular function (GO): UDP-glycosyltransferase activity
Source: RefSeq, a predicted model, not a curated record